GUUGUUUGUUCUACAUAAAACUGUCAGUUCUCAUUCCUAAUUUGGGUUCCAUUCUUACACCUAAGUCUUUAAUUAAUUAAUUUGAAAAUUUUGGCCAGCGCGGCAACUCCAAAAUGGCAAAUCCUAAACCGGCAAUAAAGUAUACCCAGCUGUUUAUAAACAACGAGUUCGUGGACGCAGUCAGUGGGAAAAAAUUUCCAACAGUCAAUCCGUCAAAUGGAGCUGUAAUUAUUCAAGUAUCUGAAGGAGAUAAAGCUGAUGUUGAUAGAGCGGUAGCUGCUGCGAAGCGAGCGUUUGCAAGGGGAUCUCCAUGGCGCGCAAUGGAUGCAUCUGCUCGCGGGCUGCUUAUCAAUAAACUCGCUGAUUUAAUAGAAAGAGAUAUCAAUUAUCUGGCCAAUCUCGAAACACUCGACAAUGGCAAGACAUUCGAGAGUUCUGUCGUAGAUAUCCAAGCAAGUGUAUCAACUUUGAGAUAUUACGCCGGGUGGUGUGAUAAAAUCCACGGCAAUACCAUUCCAUCUGAUGGUGGUAAUUUUACAAUGACCCGUAAAGAACCAAUUGGAGUCGUGGGACAAAUAAUACCAUGGAAUUAUCCAAUAAUGAUGUUGGCCUGGAAAUGGGGCCCAGCUUUAGCAGCCGGAUGCACGAUUAUACUAAAGCCCGCAGAGCAAACGCCGCUGACGGCUCUUUAUAUCGGAGCGUUAGUUAAAGAGGCGGGAUUCCCUGCUGGGGUGAUAAAUAUUGUGCCGGGAUAUGGACCAACUGCUGGAGCAGCGAUCACAGAGCAUCCAGAUAUCCGUAAAGUUGCGUUCACCGGCUCCACGGAAAUAGGACACGUGAUUUUGGGCGCCUCUGCAAAGAGUAAUCUGAAGCACGUGAGCUUGGAACUCGGCGGCAAAAGUCCCAUUGUCGUUUUUGAUGACGCCGACAUUCCUGAAGCUGCGAACAUAGCGCACAGAGCUCUCUUUGACAAUCACGGACAGUCUUGCUGCGCGGGUUCCAGAACUUUCGUGCAUGCGAAGAUCUAUGAUCAGUUCGUCAAGGCAGCCAAAGAGCUCGCGAUGAAGCGGAAGGUUGGAGACCCUUUUAACCCGCAAACUGUCCAGGGACCGCAAAUUGACCAGGAGAUGUUUGAUAAAGUAAUGGGGCUGAUAAAAAGCGGCAAAGAUGAAGGCGCCGUUUGUGAAACUGGUGGAGAUCGCGAGGGCACCGUCGGCUUCUUUAUCAAACCGACUGUCUUUUCAAAUGUCAAAGACAACAUGAAGAUCGCUAGGGAAGAAAUUUUUGGACCGGUCCAAUGUAUUCUCAAGUUUGAAACCAUGGAAGAGGUUAUUGAGAGAGCCAAUAAUACGACUUACGGUCUCGCAGCUGCUGUUAUUACCAACGACAUCAACAAAGCUCUGCAAUUCACUCAAUCCGUUGACGCUGGAUCUGUUUGGGUCAAUUGCUAUGAUGCCAUUACACCCCAAACUCCAUUUGGCGGGUACAAAAAAUCAGGAAUUGGACGUGAAUUAGGCGAAGAUGGAUUGGAAGGUUACCUGGAGACUAAAACGAUUUCAAUCAGAGUCCCAGCGAUUUAGAAUUUAAAAAAACUUUGUUAUAAAUUUUUAAUCCUUCCUUUUGUAACAGCUUAUAUAUUUUGUGUACUAAAGGAUAAAAUAAAUGAAUAUUUUUUCAAUGAAUAAAUUUAAAUGUAUU
Messenger RNA from Microplitis demolitor, 1698 nucleotides. RefSeq names its product aldehyde dehydrogenase X, mitochondrial. Bases 114 to 1580 code for a protein of 488 amino acids. NCBI's taxonomy places the organism in Eukaryota, Metazoa, Arthropoda, Insecta, Hymenoptera, Braconidae. The transcript has 7 exons. Gene Ontology annotation, molecular function: aldehyde dehydrogenase (NAD+) activity. The record is from RefSeq and is a predicted model, not a curated record.